AUGAAUUCAAUUCUCAAAUCUGAAUCAAUAUCAAUCUGAAUUACUAGUCGCUAAAUAGCAUAAAAAUUUAGGGUGUGGGUGAGACCGAGUCGCAGUAAAAUGUCCAACGACUCGCCAACACCAUCUUCUAAUCCAAAUCCAAUUCCUAAUCUCAAACCUAAUUCAGUUUCGGUUUCAGACUCGCAUUCCUACCCUAAGCCCGAAGCCGAGUUUCAGGAGAUUAUCCAAAACCCUGACACUUUCUUCGACAAGCUCCAGUCCUUCCACCUUCGCUACGGCAUCAAAUUCAGGGUUCCUACUUUAGGAGGAAACCGUUUGGAUCUACAUCGUUUGUUUCUGGAAGUGACGUCUCGAGGCGGUAUUGAAAAGGUUAUUAAAGAUCGCAGAUGGAAGGAAGUCACUGGAGCCUUCAAAUUCCCUUCCACAAUCACAAGUGCUUCGUUUGUCUUACGAAGAUAUUAUCUAUCCUUGCUCUAUCAUUUUGAGCAAGUUUAUUAUUUCAGGAAAAAAGAACCAUACCUUGCCGCUUAUGAUCAAUCAAGCAAGGGUGCCAAUGGAACAAAAUUGCCACUUACUAUUGAUGAAGAAGCUUCAUCAAAGCAACUUGCUGUGAUUCCUGACUUGGGGGAUGGCAGUCUUGUCACCGGAACAAUUGAUGGAAAAUUUGAAUCCGGAUAUCUGGUUACUGUAACUUUUGGUUCAGAGGUUUUGAAAGGAGUCAUAUAUGAAAACUCAACAGAAGCAAACAAAUCCAAAGGUUUCAGUUCCUUUCGCGAGCCUGCUCAUCGACAUCACAGAAAACACCAGUCGGCAACUAGGGAUCCAUCUCAUCCCAAGCGAAAUAGAAGUGGAUAUACCUUCUUCUUUGCUGAGCAGUAUCAUAUGUUAAGGCCUUUAUACCAUGGCCAAGAAAGAGCUAUAAGUAAAAGGAUUGGGCAAUUGUGGAGCGGGUUGACAGAAGCUGAAAAACUGGUAUAUCAAGAGAAGGGGUUGAGAGACAGAGAACGAUACAAAGCAGAAAUGUUGGAGUACAAAUCUUCCCAACAUGCAUCACCCCCUCAGUAGCGAGGAUGCUCUCACCCCCUUCGAUUUGAUUGACUUCUAAGAACCCAAUGAGCUCACGGGUGGGAAAUUGAUGAUAACUGCUAUAGGUAUAUUUGCUAACCGGUUGUUCUCUCGUUGCUGUUUGCCUUAUUGUUAUAUAUAUAUGUAUUAUGCAUUUUGAUUUUUCUCUAGGCUGCUUCCAUAUUUGAGUA
This is a messenger RNA of Andrographis paniculata, 1256 nucleotides long. RefSeq names its product high mobility group B protein 10-like. The coding region runs from base 100 to 1065 and encodes 321 amino acids. The record is from RefSeq and is a predicted model, not a curated record. Gene Ontology annotation, molecular function: DNA binding. The transcript has 7 exons. NCBI's taxonomy places the organism in Eukaryota, Viridiplantae, Streptophyta, Magnoliopsida, Lamiales, Acanthaceae.